Messenger RNA from Ricinus communis (castor bean), 363 nucleotides. RefSeq lists its product as uncharacterized. Lineage: Eukaryota; Viridiplantae; Streptophyta; Magnoliopsida; Malpighiales; Euphorbiaceae. The transcript has 3 exons. The record is from RefSeq and is a predicted model, not a curated record. The coding region runs from base 1 to 363 and encodes 120 amino acids.
AUGGGUGACAAGGUUUUCCUUAAGAUUUCACCAUGGAAAGGAGUACUACGGUUUGGUAAAAGAGGGAAAUUAAGCCCCAAGUACAUUGGUCUAUUUGAGGUGAUUGAAAGGAUUGGUCCAGUAGCUUAUAGAUUGGUUUUACUUUUAGAAUUAUCUCAAAUUCAUGAUGUUUUCCACGUUACUAUGUUAAGAAGGUAUUGUAUGACUAGGAGGGCCAAUCUUGAUCUAGUAGACCCUCUACCAGAACCAGACCGAUCCCUCAGGCAAUUGAGAAAGCGAUUGAACAUAGAGAAAGAAGAGAUCCAGAUGGUAGAUGUAGUUGCAGGUGGUUCUUUGAGAAGCAAGACACCAGAGCAAGCCUAA